GCGUCCUUUAUUGUGUUCCGUGCAGAGGUAAAGAUGGAGAGUGUGAAUAAAGCGGGUCAUAUGAUGAGUCUAGCGGCUCUGCAGCACUAUGAUCCCUACAUAGUGAAACUCUUGGAUGUCACGGGACAGGUCGCGCUUUACACCUUCAACUCCAAAGCAAAUGAAUGGGAAAAGACUGAGAUUGAAGGCACCUUGUUUGUGUAUGCAAGGUCUGCAUCCCCACAUCAUGGCUUUACAAUUAUGAAUCGUUUGAGUACUGAAAAUUUAGUGGAGCCGAUCAAUAAGGACUUGGAAUUCCAGCUCCAAGAUCCCUUUCUGCUGUACCGGAAUGGCAACUUGGGCAUUUACAGUAUCUGGUUUUAUGAUAAGACGGACUGCCAGCGGAUAGCCCAGCUCAUGCUGCAGAUUGUGAAGCAAGAGGCGUUGCAAGCACAGCAGGCGUCUCCAGCCGGCGCUCUGGACAGCAGGACAAACGGUUGUGUUCAGACUCGUCCCACAGAUAUACUGGAGCUGCUUAGUAAAGCCAAAGAGGAAUACCAGAGGAGUCAGUCGAUGGAGAGAGAUGAUUCUCUGCCGCCGCUGGAGAAGAGAGAGGACACCACAGACCGACAGACGGCAACUCAACAUGAAAAGUCAGGUCACUCAAUAGUGAAGCAAAUCACAGUAGAAGAACUUUUUGGAAGCUCUUUGCCCAAAGAAACGUCCCAGUUGUCAAAUCCCACCCCAGCAGAAAGCACACGGGGCCUGACGUUCGCUCCUCUCCUCACCCCUCGCCUCUCGACUGAGCCAGCACUGGUGUCUCUGCUCCAGGGGUCCGGCACCAGGGACACCCAGCACCCCAUCUCCCCAAAAGCAGCUGUUUCGAACACGGAGGAGAGCACGGUGGGCUCCGGCGGUCCUGCACUGCGACGGCUUCCUCCUGCACGCGUGAAUCCGCUCGCAGAUAGAGACGGGAUGCCCGGCUUCAUGCCCGGCUCGUUGGUCACCCCGCAGUGUUUCGUAGAAUCCGGCUGCAAAGUUUCCGCAUCCUUCACUGGAAAGACCACAGCAUCUGUGCAGAGUAAAGAAGUGAACUCCCAGACGCUGGUGAAAUCCAUUCCAGCGGGGCCAGUUGUCCACGGGGAGGAGUCUUCACUGCUUCUGUCUCCCAGUGUAUUCCAGCAUUCCAUAGCCAAGACAACAGAUCCACCCAGAAUCCCUGCUUCCCCCCCGACGCCCACAACCCCUAUAGCGACGGCAGAUUUACCCCCUGUACUGUACAGUCGAACCCAGCUGCAAGAGACGCUCAUACAUCUGAUCAAGAACGACCCGCGGUUCCUCGGCACAAUCCAUGAGGCUUACGUACAGAGCAUGACUAAAGGUGUCAACAAGGUCAAGUUAUAGCCACUGAAUCUCCUGCUACACGUUCAGAUGUUAACUUUGACCUCUGACACUUGACUGAAUGUUAUUAAUACUGGCAUAUACAUACUUGGUCUCUCAAAGCCCCAUUAUGAACAUCAGUUUAUUGACCACUAAUGGUUGUCAGGUCUCCUGGGCUUCUCUCAAUCUUACUAACUAAUGCAUGUGCUUAUAUUAAGGGACUUGUGCAAUACAAAGCAUUGUCUUCAUGAAGAAUUAUUAGACAUUUGGAUACAAUACAUUUGUGUAUAUAUGUAUAUAUAUAUGAUCUGAUGUACCAGUGUCAAUAUUUAGUGUGCUUUUGUUGUUUUUGAAAAAGAGUGUAAUGUGGGAUUAUUUGACUUUUUUGUACAAAGAGCAAAUUAUUUUUGACAUAGAAGAUACAUUAAUGACUACACAAAGAUUAGAUGAGUUCAUAUUAGUUUUUUUUAUGUUUUGUUUAGAUGCUGCACUUCAUUAGCACUGCUGUGUACAGUAAUGUAUUGACUUUUGUACUGUGUGUGAACUGAAGUGUUUAAUGGUUUACUUAAAGAGACCACUGUAAAUUUAAAGAAAUAACCGUAAAGCUAAAGUGUUAGCUACACCCAAACAAUAAUGCUAAUGACAGCAGGUGUCUGUAAUGAUGAAAUCAGCUUGUUUCAAAAGUGUUGUGACACAAGAACCUUUGUCAAAUAUUUAAUUUCAACAUUAAAACUAGAGAAAAUCA
Molecule: messenger RNA, 2104 nt
Organism: Misgurnus anguillicaudatus (oriental weatherfish)
Lineage: Eukaryota; Metazoa; Chordata; Actinopteri; Cypriniformes; Cobitidae
Gene: dcp1a
Product: decapping mRNA 1A
Biological process (GO): positive regulation of catalytic activity; deadenylation-independent decapping of nuclear-transcribed mRNA; deadenylation-dependent decapping of nuclear-transcribed mRNA
Cellular component (GO): P-body
Molecular function (GO): mRNA binding; enzyme activator activity
Source: RefSeq, a predicted model, not a curated record